Balaenoptera acutorostrata (minke whale) is the source of this 1323-nucleotide messenger RNA. It is a transcript of the gene ALAD, whose product is annotated as aminolevulinate dehydratase. Gene Ontology annotation, cellular component: cytosol. The record is from RefSeq and is a predicted model, not a curated record. The transcript has 12 exons. Gene Ontology annotation, biological process: heme biosynthetic process. Gene Ontology annotation, molecular function: porphobilinogen synthase activity; zinc ion binding. Bases 245 to 1234 code for a protein of 329 amino acids. Lineage: Eukaryota; Metazoa; Chordata; Mammalia; Artiodactyla; Balaenopteridae.
AUGCGGUAGGGGGCGGGCUGUGAGAGAGGCAGCUGCUUCCGGGAGAGCCGCCCCGCCCCCACGUGGGACUUGGGAGAGCAGAGCGCGCGGCAGCGGUGGCGGGAGUGGCGUCUCAGAUUCCUUAGGGAGGCAGGGACCACGUCUCACGCGCCUCUCGUCGCCCUCACAGAGCUGAGCACGAGGCAGACCCCCCAGGAACCCUCAGUUCCAGCCACCCGGCUGCCCUGUGUCCUCCCUGCCCACCAUGCAGCCCCAGUCGGUCCUGCACAGCGGCUACUUCCACCCACUACUUCGGACCUGGCAGGCAACCACCGCCAGCCUCAGUGCCUCCAGCCUCAUCUACCCCAUCUUUGUCACGGAUGUUCCUGAUGACAAACAGCCUAUCGCCAGCCUCCCAGGAGUGGCCAGGUAUGGUGUGAACCGGCUGGAAGAGAUGCUGAAGCCCCUGGUGGAGGAGGGCCUGCGCUGUGUCCUAGUCUUCGGCGUCCCCAGCAGAGUUCCCAAGGAUGAGCGGGGCUCUGCGGCAGACUCCGAGGACUCCCCGGCUAUCGAGGCCAUCCGUCUGUUGCGCAAGAACUUCCCCGGCCUCCUGGUGGCCUGCGACGUGUGCCUGUGCCCGUACACCUCCCACGGUCACUGCGGGCUUCUGAGUGAGAAUGGGUCGUUCCAAGCUGAGGAGAGCCGCCAGCGGCUGGCAGAGGUGGCGCUGGCCUAUGCCAAGGCAGGAUGUCAGGUGGUGGCCCCGUCGGACAUGAUGGACGGACGCGUGGAAGCCAUCAAGGAGGCUCUGAUGGCACAUGGAUUUGGCAACAGGGUAUCAGUGAUGAGCUAUAGUGCCAAAUUCGCUUCCUGUUUCUAUGGACCUUUCCGGGACGCAGCUCAGUCGAGCCCAGCUUUUGGAGAUCGCCGCUGCUACCAGCUGCCGCCCGGAGCACGAGGCCUGGCCCUCCGCGCGGUGGACCGGGAUGUACGGGAAGGCGCUGACGUGCUCAUGGUGAAGCCAGGAAUGCCUUACCUGGACAUUGUGCGGGAGGUAAAGAACAAGCACCCUGAGCUCCCUCUCGCCGUGUACCACGUUUCCGGAGAGUUUGCCAUGCUGUGGCAUGGAGCCCAGGCCGGAGCGUUUGAUCUCAAGGCUGCUGUACUGGAGGUCAUGACUGCCUUCCGCAGAGCAGGUGCCGACAUCAUCAUCACCUACUACACGCCUCAGCUAUUGCAGUGGCUGAAGGAGUGAUGGAGAAAGUGUGCAAGACCCAAGAACUAGAACUUUUUAAUUCCUGAGCCUUGAAGAAGUGAAAACCAAAGUAAACGAUGCUUUUAGAA